Molecule: messenger RNA, 1488 nt
Organism: Spizellomyces punctatus DAOM BR117
Lineage: Eukaryota; Fungi; Chytridiomycota; Chytridiomycetes; Spizellomycetales; Spizellomycetaceae
Exons: 3
Coding region: 270-1202 (310 amino acids)
Biological process (GO): glucan catabolic process
Molecular function (GO): hydrolase activity, hydrolyzing O-glycosyl compounds
Source: RefSeq, a predicted model, not a curated record
AAUUCUUUGCAAACCGACUUGAUUCUUAUGCAGAACUUAUGGAUUGCGGCUGGCCGUUCAAAGCUGCCAGAGUACAAAUGUCGGAUUGUGUGAGGAGGAAUCCGAAGAUUUUUAUUCCGUGACAAACGUUAUGCAGGUUUUGUCAUGUCAUACCUUUCGAUACCCUCCUUGAACUCGGGUAGGGGCAUAAGUAUAAAUACGCAAUCCCCACCGACUUUGGGUAUCCCCAUACAUAAGCUCACAGUAGAAUAUAGAAACAAAGCAAAAGCAUGCAGCUUACAUCCGCCCUCAUAGUUUUAUCCACUCUCGCAUCAGCGCACGGAUUUCGCCUCGUCGAUAACUGGUCCGGUCCUUCCUUUUUUGAUCAGUUUUCUUUUUUCACUGGCAAUGAUCCGACGCAUGGUUAUGUUGACUAUGUUGAUCGCGGGACGGCUCAGGCACAGGGGUUGAUUGGAACGAGUGGACAGACGGUUUUUCUUCGUCCUGAUAGUACGAACCGUGCGGUGGGUCGUGGGAGGAAGAGUGUGAGGUUGACGAGUAACAAGUCGUACAAUCAAGGAUCCCUCAUCAUUGCUGAUAUUGGGCACAUGCCGGUGGGCUGUGGGACAUGGCCGGCCUUUUGGACGGUAGGUCCCAACUGGCCUUCGUCAGGAGAAAUCGACAUUCUCGAAGGUGUCAACAACCAAAACAAGAAUCAAGUUACCUUGCACACUACGGCGGGAUGCACGAUGGCUGGUGUUGGCAGGGACCAAUGGGCGAUUGCAGAUGCACUCAACUGUGAUGUGAACGCACCAAACCAAUUUCCCAACCAAGGCUGCUCCAAUGUUGAUCAGAAUACCAAUUCCUACGGGCAAGGAUUCAACAAUAUUGGCGGUGGUGUGUAUGCAACUCUAUGGGACGCUAGUGGUAUCAAGGUGUUUUUCUGGUGGCAUGACAUUGUGCCCCAGGACGUUCGCAACGGGAAUCCCAAUCCUGCUGCCUGGGGAAAGCCCACUGCAGUCUUUCCCUUUGGAUCCAAUUGCCCUGCGAGUCAUUUUCAAAAUCAGCAGAUUGUCAUUAAUCUGACCUUUUGCGGGGACUGGGCUGGCUCGGUCUUUUCGCAAACCUGCCCGGGCGACUGUAUCGCUUUUGUACGCGACAAUCCGCAAGCCUUCCGUGAUGCAUACUGGGCCAUCAACUCUGUCAAGGUCUAUCAACAGUAAAAAGAGAUUCAAAAAUGACCUCCACGCGCUCCCCUUCCGUUCCGCAACCUCCGAGAUCCACGUUCAUUAAACAAUCCCUCCGAGAUGGGCGGAUGCGAUGCAAGCGUCAUUUUACCAGCAGUCAAACAACAAUAAUUUCACAUGUCUGUCUGUGUGUGUGCUUGUGCUUGUAUGUGUGUGCUUGUAUGCUUGCAUGUGUGUGUAUGUGAUAUUUGGUAGUUCCCCCUCUAUGAAAAUAAUAAAAAACAAAAAAGUGAAGGCUGCGCGAAUCGAACCCUCCGCCCCA